Molecule: messenger RNA, 585 nt
Organism: Scutellospora calospora
Lineage: Eukaryota; Fungi; Glomeromycota; Glomeromycetes; Diversisporales; Gigasporaceae
Source: the annotation of a GenBank genome assembly
GAUAACAUGGUCAAUGCAAUGAUUUUAAAAACAAUGUUAAAACAAGCUGGGUUUAAUAAAUAUGAAGUUGCUACUAACGGGUUAGAGGCAGCUGUUCAAAAAUUUUCAAGGAAGCUAUAUGACAUAAUAUUCAUGGACUUACAGAUGCCGAUUUGUGAUGGGAUUGAAGCAACAAAAGAAAUUCGAAAAAUAGAAAACGGUGAGGAAUCAUAUUUAAUAUCCGAAACGUUAAAGAAUUCUGAAAUAUCGUCAACAAAUAUCGUUGAUAAACAACGCCGGAAAAAAGCUAUUAUAAUUGCGAUGACUGGACUUGCUUCUGAAGAAGAUAGUGAAGCCGCGGAAGCGGCGGGAUGUAAUGAGUUUUUGACGAAACCAGUAUCAAUAAAAACUCUAAAUUCACGUAUGAAAUAUUGGACACGUGAUGUGCUAGAAUAUGAUGAUAGCGAAGUCGCCAUAGAACUGGCAAAACCGCAAGAAAAAAAAGAACGGCAACAAUUACAAAUGACGGGGGAAAAAUUCGAUCUACCACAAGAGAAGGAAACGAAAGUGGAAUCACAAUUAUACAAAACUAUUAAGAAAAUAUAA